AAGUUCCUCUUGUAUCCUCUGCAGAGAUACUAUUCUGUUACUUGCAGCUCUAGUCCCUAUGCCUCCUAUAGCAACCAACGUGGAUUUUUACUCUUUCUCCAGAAGGCUGUGCUAUGGUGGGUUUUCUUUCUUAAGACUAAAUAAACAUACCGGCACCACUGCUUAAAUUUUCCACCCUUUUGCAUUCCCUUCCCUAGUAGUCUCUCCCUCCCACCCCAUACUCUUUGUCUUGGGUUAAGAUUCUAUUGACAUGUUUCUGUCUUUCUCACUCCUGUUGUUCUUGGCCUUUUGCAUAAAUAGUGUAAAACAGUAUCUUAAGUUCUCUGUGUACAACUCUAUCCUGCCCUGAUAGAGGGAUGGGCUUAAUGAUCCAAUACAUCUCUCCCGUCUCAAAGUCCUCUGAUCAUUUGGAUUCAGACUGAGAUGGUUUAGCUGCUUCUUCCACCACUUUUUGUUGACUCUUAAGGGACUUCGUCUUGAUACCUCAAGCCAUUGCACUUCUCUGCAUUGAUAACUAGAUCUGUCUGUAAUGUGGACAACUUAAAGGUCAACAGUAUAAAGUAUGUGGUGCCAUAGAUUGACACAUCUAUUCUCCAGCACCCAGUGCCUGCUGAAUAGAGGCAGUGGACACCAAAUAUCAUGGCAGCCCCGUUACAGAAAGAGCCUCCCUGCUGUAUCCCGUUGGCACCAUAUGGCCCCUGCGUCUCUGAACUGUGCCUGGCAAUUACAUGGUGAUCAUUUAGAGCUCAGGUAUGCAGAGACCCUGAUGCGCUUUGAUUAUGUGUGGCUGCGUGAUCACUGCCGCUCUGCAUCCUGCUACAACACCAAGACUAACCAGCGCAGCCUAGACACAGCUAGUGUGGAUCUAUGUAUCAAACCAAAGACUGUUCGAGUGGAUGAGACCACGCUCUUUCUAACAUGGCCAGAUGGUCAUGUGACCAGGUAUGGGUUAGAGUGGCUGGUGAAGAACAGCUAUGAGGGUCAGAAGCGGCAGGUCAUGCAUCCUCGAAUUCUCUGGAAUGCUGAGAUCUAUCAGCAAGCCCAAAUGCCCUCCGUGGACUGCCAGAGCUUCCUGGAGACAAACGAGGGGCUGAAAAAAUUCCUGCAAAACUUCCUGCUGUAUGGCAUUGCUUUUGUAGAAAACGUCCCCCCGACCAAAGAGGACACGGAAAUCUUAGCAGAAAGAAUCGGCUUGAUCAGGGAGACCAUCUAUGGUAGAAUGUGGUAUUUCACCUCUGACUUCUCCCGGGGAGACACGGCAUACACAAAACUGGCUCUGGAUCGUCACACUGACACCACCUACUUCCAGGAGCCUUGUGGUAUCCAGGUGUUCCACUGCCUCAAACACGAAGGGACAGGAGGCAGGACGCUGCUGGUGGAUGGCUUCUAUGCAGCAGAGCAAGUUCUCCAGCGAGCUCCUGAAGAAUUUGAGCUCCUCACCAAGGUGCCGCUGAAACAUGAGUACAUUGAGAAUGUUGUGGGAUGUCACAACCACAUGAUUGGGAUUGGGCCGGUUUUGAAUAUCUACCCCUGGAACAAUGAGCUCUAUUUGAUCAGGUACAAUAACUACGACCGAGCUGUCAUCAACACAGUGCCUUAUGAUGUUGUGCAUCGCUGGUACGCCGCGCAUCGCACACUCACCACAGAGCUACGGAGACCAGAAAACGAACUCUGGGUCAAACUGAAGCCAGGCAAGGCUCUGUUUGUGGAUAACUGGCGCGUCCUGCAUGGACGGGAAUCGUUCACGGGAUACCGCCAGCUGUGUGGGUGCUACCUGACAAGAGAUGACAUGCUAAAUACUGCACGUUUCCUGGGGCUGCAAGCUUAACAUAGACUGUCAGCAGCAGAGAAGCAGCAAAACCUGUCAACCACAGUGCUCCCAGAACUGUGCGUCACCAGAACGAGCACGUUUUAAAUACCUCAUACACCCUAUCCCUGCCAAAUAGUUCUCGGUGCCUGGGGGAAUGGGCAGGAGUUAAGGGUCACCAGAGCUUUACCUGAUUGUCAGCUAUGGGGCAGAGGGGGAGACCUCUCUUGCUCCCCACCCCCAUGGCCUUUCAGCACAGUCUGAUUCAGCUUGAGAAGGAAGAAGCCAAGGAUCUGAGUUGCUGCUGAAAAUGCUCACAAACACCAGCUGAUGCCAAAUUCCAAUCAAGUGCCUUCUGAAUUUUAAAUGAGGUGGUAAAGCCCUCAGGUUCCCCUAGGUGUUUUAUCAGCAACCUUCCAGGAUUCAUUGCACGUGAUAGGCCAGAGUAGCUAUUUGCUUUGUUUUGACCCUGAGCUAGACCUGAUUCCAGCUCGAGAGAGAACAAGAGGAUUUCUUUGGUCCUGCUUGAAGUAAUGCAAACACCAAGUUAUUCCAGCGUGAGGGUGGUGACAAGUUUCUUUUCUCUUUCCUGCUCCUUAAACACCUCCCCUGGCCACACCCAUGUUCAUGCAUUUUGGGGCAGAUACAAUGUCAUCUUUCUCCAGUAAUUGAAGGCAAACUGUGCUGACUGAUGGCCCAAACGCAUCAGCCAGUGUAGUAUGGAACCUCUCCAGGGAGAUCUAUGGGGAAGGAGGAGAAGUGAGAACAAUCUGGGAGGGAACAAGGUGCAGUUCAUCAGGCAGCAGUGCAAGGCAAGGACACUAUUUCCCACACCCCUCCUUAGUUUGAGCAGCAGCAGGCUUGUCUCCACUGUUCCCACAGCCUUAUCUGGUCAGAGCUUCCCUGUACAUAGGGUGAAGGCACAACUGCUGCAGAGUUUCUUGUAGACUUGCUGCUUGGGCCUUUUUGUUCUCUCUGCCUAAGGGCUAUAGGCUUAGUGCAGGGAAGCUGGCAACCUGCUGCUGAGAGAGGCUUAGGGUCUUGCAUCAUAUUUUCCUCCAAAGUUCAUUAACGAGAUGCCUUUCAGGCCCAGAAAGACAUGGAUUGCAUAGGAGUGUCUGGCAUUUUAAAGGGACACUGUCAAGAUAGAAAUCCUCUUUAAAAGCAGACCCUUUCCUGUUACCAAUGACAACUGACCAUGACCAAUCUCAUUUAUUUUUUCACUCUUCAGGCUAUUUGCUUUUUUCACCUCACUAAGCCUGGAAAAUGAAACGAGGCUGGUCAGUCUUGCCUCUGAUUCUCCUGAACUAGCCAGCUGCUGUUCUGCUGCAAACAGAUCAUGGGGAUGUUUACCUAUAAAGCCAGUGGUCUUCAUUUAGUUCAUAUACAGAUGAAUGUCUCCUAGUACUAGGGUUCAUAAAAUUUCUCUGAAACCUACCUGGGUGAAAUGAUUAGACAGUGUCCAUUUAAGGGACUCGCUCCGCUAGGCAGCAAGGCUUCGCUUCAGUCAUUGGGGUUUGUCAGGGAGUAACUGCAGCACCCAGUGUAAUCCACCAACUGGGGAUAUGUGCAAAAGUGAUCCAUUAGCUGUGAAUUCAUGUCUGCAAGUUUUGGGUGGAGAGGGUCUUUUUUCCAGUUGUGUGUUUUCCAAGACCCAUGGACUGGAGGCUGCUCUCGUGCUGACAGUUUCUGCUAUAGGAGGCAGCUCUCAAUUUUUGUCACAGAAGGAAGGAAAAAAGCCUUAUCAAGUCCUAUGCACAGGAUUCUUCUCUUGUAAAUUGGUGGGAGGGAUAGCUGAGUGGUUUGAGCAUUGGCCUGCUAAACCCAGGGUUGUGAGUUCAAUCCUUGAGGGGGCCAUUUAGGGUUCCGGGGCAAAAUUGAGGAUUGGUCCUGCUUUGAGCAGGGGGUUGGACUAGAUGACCUCCUGAGGUCCCUUCCAACCUUGAUAUUCUAUGAAUUAACAAGAACUCUGCUACUUGGUACACACGGGGACUACCACAAAGCAUACAUUUUAAAUGUAAAAAAUGGAUAAAAGCGAAAACGUUAAAAAUCAGGGUCUUGCCACUUCAUGCAUCUCAAUGAGUGAUACUACCUGGGCAAUGCCACUUUCUGGCCUUUGGUGCUUUUACUACAAUGUCGUCUUGGGUUCCAAACACUGCAUUGGGGCGGCGGGUGAUUUCAAGAACAGCCUAGAUAUAGAAACAGGUGGAAAAACCUGUUUGUAUUGGGUGUUUUAAAACUGUAGGGAGUGGGGAGGGAGUUUGCCAUCGAAAUGUUGGGCCUGAAGCGCAGCUGAGAACUUUGCAUUUGAGAGGGAGUGGAAUUCACAAAUUUCUUCACAGCCUGGGCGAUGUUCUGUCAGGAUUUUGUUGGAAUGGCCGUGAUGUUUGCACAUGGCAAAGUGCUACCAGAUUUCCUGAGUCCGAAUCUCUGUAUUUCAAAGAGCAGCACUGUGGGUAACACAACCAGUGACACUCUAUCUUCUCUCCAGUGGGGCCAGCUGCUCCCAGCAGCACUUGUUACUAGGUAAGGCUCUCCUUCCUCCGGAAGCUCAAACACCCAGGACUCAGACUAGAGCAAGGGAAAAAUUGCCUCAAGGUUAUUGACAAGAGACUGGAGUGAAACCUGUGCCUUUCUGAUAGGGAACCGCGGUAUGGUAGGUGUAAGCUCCUCUGGACCCAGCAGACUGAUAAGAUGGGGGACACCAGUCUACCUAGAAGCAACUCUGGUGGAAACUGAACCCUCCUCCCUAACUCGCCAGAAGUGACCAUACGCUCCCCAUUAUAAUGAUGUGCUGGUUUGUUUUCCCCUUGAAGCACAUGGUGGGGAAAGCUACCAGGAAUUUGUAAGCUUCUGAAACAUAUUUUUCCUGCAUGUCUUUUUCAACGUCUCUUAACCUCCCUCCCCAACAACAAAGGUGGAGGGGCGAGAACUUGGUUUAACCUUCCUCACCACCCUUCCCCAGAUCUUAGGGAGUUGGAAUUUCUUCUGAGCAACUUGCUGGAGUCAAGUAUUUGGGGAAACAGUAUUUCUUAGUCACACACUAGCGCUCUGUCAAAUCUAUGCAUUUGUCUUAACACCAUGUCUGGAACAGUCUGUUCACAAUGAUGCUCUUCGGUGUACUCAAGCUUUUCAGACUAAUUUUUGCUAAUAAAAUAGGAAUUGCUUCUUUUUUUCACCACA
Messenger RNA from Dermochelys coriacea (leatherback sea turtle), 4990 nucleotides. RefSeq names its product trimethyllysine hydroxylase, epsilon (gene TMLHE). The coding region runs from base 563 to 1828 and encodes 421 amino acids. Gene Ontology annotation, molecular function: iron ion binding; trimethyllysine dioxygenase activity. The record is from RefSeq and is a predicted model, not a curated record. Gene Ontology annotation, biological process: carnitine biosynthetic process. Gene Ontology annotation, cellular component: mitochondrion. NCBI's taxonomy places the organism in Eukaryota, Metazoa, Chordata, Testudines, Dermochelyidae. The transcript is spliced from 8 exons.